This is a messenger RNA of Saprolegnia diclina VS20, 422 nucleotides long. RefSeq names its product ATP-binding cassette, subfamily B (MDR/TAP), member 1. Lineage: Eukaryota; Oomycota; Saprolegniomycetes; Saprolegniales; Saprolegniaceae. The record is from RefSeq and is a predicted model, not a curated record. Gene Ontology annotation, molecular function: ATP binding; ATPase-coupled transmembrane transporter activity. Gene Ontology annotation, cellular component: membrane. The annotation marks the transcript as partial. The transcript has 2 exons.
CGACGUCGGCGCUCGACACGGAGAGCGAGCACAUUGUGCAGGCGUCGCUCGAUCAUCUGGUGGCGUCGGGCAACCGGACCACGAUCAUCAUUGCGCACCGUCUCUCGACGAUCCGCAACGCCGACCGCAUUGCGGUGCUUGAAGCGGGCAACGUUGUCGAAGAAGGCACGCACGACGCGCUUCUGCAGCUGCCGCACGGUCACUACAAGACGCUUGUCGAGGCGCAGAUGAAGAAGGCGCCGACCGACAGUGACGCUUCGUCACCGGUGGUCGUCGGCCGCAACCGCCUGAGCACCAAGCAGUCGCUUAAAGAAGCCUAUGCCACCGACGCCGUCUCGGUGGCCGCACAUGGAAUCUUGUGCUGGGUGGUAUCGGUGCGGUCCUCAACGGCGGCGUCUUUCCCGUCUGGGGCGUCCUCUUGA